CAGCAAUAAUUCGUGGGCCCCAAGACCAUCAGCUUCCGCGCCGCCUCCACCCCCUCGCCUAUCGCCAGCUCGCCAGCAACCGUCGACGCGCCGGGGUGACGUCUGUAUAGCGCUUUCCCGACGCGUGUUCUCCCCGUUGCCUCGCACGUUGGAUGCCCCAGCCGGCACCCGACUGUGAAGGCAACACCGACGCCGGCCGCUCAUGAUGCCAGGCCCUCACAUACCGCCUGCCGUACCUCUCCAUCCAGGAAGGCGGCAAGGUGACCCUCAGUACCACUACCAUAUCCCGCCGCAGACGCACUCGCCGGUCCACAAUCCGUAUGUGCCCUACCACCACCCGCAGCACUAUGCUCCGCCGCACGCCUCGCCGUAUCCCCAGCAGAUGCAGCAAUGGUACAACCCGUAUCAUCAGCCGCAGCACCAGUAUGCGAUGCCCCCGCGGCAAUUCCAGCCCCACGGCUCCCCCGUCGUAGUUUCCUCACACCCACACAUGGCGCCCAUGCCUCCAGUGAAUCGCGCGCUGGGGCAAACACCUCCGAUUGUUCAUUCACGAACUCCGCCCGCUCCCCGCAUUCCUACUCCGCAGGCUGCGCCCUCCACGCCGUCCGUGAAUUCGCAAACUCAUGUGUCGUCACCGACGCCGCCGACAGACAUGACUACUCCAACUCCUCCGCCCAGCACUCCUUCCAGGGCUUCAUUGCCUCCACCUCCACCACAGCCCCAGCGCACAGUAUAUAUGCCAUACUACCCGCAGCUGCCUUGGUUGUCGGUCCCGGAAGCCGAGUUCCCCCCACGAGCAUCACAAAAGAAGAGGCGACGAAGAGCUCCGGUACCGGCGCAGGAGGAGGGUCUGGCUCUGCCCUCACGCGAGCAAACCGUGGAGCCAGAGGUUGUCAAGGAAGAAGAAACUCAAGCAGAGGAAACCGUGCUGACUCCAACCGAGGACCCGGUGGACUCUCGCGCUUCGACCAUCGCCGCAGUGUCCGAGGCUGAGGUGGAGACCCCAUCGACAUCGCACCCGCCGUCUGAGGCAGAUUCAACAAAUCCCAUCACCCCGUCAUCGGCCAUGCCUCUGCGGUCCGCUCGACCCGCUGCUCCCUCGCACUCGCAUGUUCGGACCGCCACCAAGCCUGCCGUUCCCCUCAUUCCCAUCAGGCCCAUCAAGCCUGCGAGCGUUACUUCCACCACUCAGAAAUCGGUCAAGUCGGCAGCAGCAGACAAAGACAAGGAUGAGACCAAGAAGGCCGAGGAUGCGGCUGCUCACACGCCUGCCGCUGAGACUCCUGGUAGCGCUGAAGAGACACCCAAGGCAUCGCCUCCACCCAAGGCGGCCCCACCCAAGUCGUGGGCGGAGCUUCUGCGGUCCAAGGUCGCUCCUACCCCGGCGCAAGCACCCAUUGCGAACGGCGUCGUUACUGCCAACGGAUCGGCUGCGCAAAAGAGCAAUUCCCUUGGCGAUGUUCUCGCAGCAUAUUCUGUGGACUCCGAUAAAAAGCUUUCGUUUCUUGAGCCCCGUGGUCUUGUAAAUACGGGCAAUAUGUGUUAUAUGAAUUCCAUUCUUCAAGUUCUUCUUUUCUGUGUACCAUUUUACGACUUCCUGGAUCAGGUUGCUAAGCGCGCGGUGCAUAGCUUCAAGUCCGACACCCCUUUGGUAGAUGCAAUGAUCAUGUUUAUGCGCGAUUUCAAAGUAAUUGACUCAGCCGUCUCCGCCGAGAAGCUCCGUCUACGCUUGAAGGACACCGAGCUGGAGCAAUACGGCGACCCGCUCACUCCGGAAUACGUUUACGACGUCAUCAGACGUUUGCCGCGUUUUGACCACAUGAAGCGGGGCCAGCAAGAGGACGCUGAAGAGUUCUUGGGCUUCUUGCUCGCCGGUCUACACGACGAGUGCGGCCACGUCAUUAAGAGCGGGCGAAACACGCCCGGCGCGGUGGCGGACAUCACAUCACCGAAGAGCGAGCGGUCUAAUUCGAUGGACAGCGGCUGGCUCGAAGUCGGGCCCAAGCAGAAGGCGUCGAUCACGCAGUCAUCUGGGGUAAUCGAAGUUGAAAGCCCUAUCACUAGGAUAUUCGGCGGAAAGAUUCGGUCCGAGUACCGCAAGCCUGGCGAGAAGCCUUCCGUUACGCUGGAACCCUACCAGCCUCUUCAGCUGGACAUUGGCUCGCCCAAUAUUAACAACAUCACGGAUGCCCUGAAAGGCUUAACUCACUUGGAAACGCUCGAUAGCACUGCGCGUAGUGGUCGGGCCUCGACCAAGCAGAUGUUCAUCGAGACGCUGCCGCCUGUCUUAAUUCUGCACCUCAAGCGUUUCCACUAUGACACCAAUGGUGCCCAGAAGAUUUGGAAGAAGAUUGGAUAUCCACUUGAGCUGGAGAUCCCCAAGGACGUGUUUCCGCCACACAAGCGGGGAAGCUUCAACGUUCGCGGUGGCCUGCCGCGCUACAGGCUCACCGCAGUCGUUUACCACCACGGUAAGAAUGCCAGCGGUGGCCAUUACACCGUCGACGUUCGUAGGCAGGAGGGCCGAGAAUGGAUUCGGAUGGACGAUACUAUCAUUCGGCGUAUUCGCGCGGAAGAUGUUGCGGAGGGAGGUGCUGAGGAGGACCCCAAGGUGUUGGCGGCCGCUCUUGAGCAGCACAAGAAAGACGCCGGAAAGAGCAAGAACUUCUACGAGCAGGUCGGCCUAGAAGACGACGAUGAAGAGACGAGCAAGGGUGGCUGGAGCCAGGUCAAUGGCUCGGACAAGAAGGAGAACACGAAGAAGUGGAGUGGAGUGGUGAACGGGACAGCGACUCCCAGCUCAGCUGGCAAGAGGACGCCGCUUCCCAAGGAGAACGUCCGGGACAACAAGGUGGCUUACAUCUUGUUCUACCAGCGUAUUGAGGCUUGAGUGGAUCGCGUUGG
Messenger RNA from Trematosphaeria pertusa, 2904 nucleotides. Its product is annotated as cysteine proteinase. Gene Ontology annotation, cellular component: nucleus; cytosol. Gene Ontology annotation, molecular function: cysteine-type deubiquitinase activity; cysteine-type endopeptidase activity. The transcript is spliced from 3 exons. NCBI's taxonomy places the organism in Eukaryota, Fungi, Ascomycota, Dothideomycetes, Pleosporales, Trematosphaeriaceae. The coding region runs from base 203 to 2890 and encodes 895 amino acids. Gene Ontology annotation, biological process: protein deubiquitination. The record is from RefSeq and is a predicted model, not a curated record.